Molecule: messenger RNA, 2033 nt
Organism: Temnothorax curvispinosus
Lineage: Eukaryota; Metazoa; Arthropoda; Insecta; Hymenoptera; Formicidae
Product: CDK5 and ABL1 enzyme substrate 2-like
Exons: 10
Coding region: 105-1916 (603 amino acids)
Biological process (GO): regulation of cell cycle
Source: RefSeq, a predicted model, not a curated record
GUUGACGUCGCCGACGUCGUCGCCGUCGCCGUCAUCGGUCGCGCGUUGUCGUCGUUACUCACCUCGGUAUUUGGCACCGGCAUCCCGACACCGUCCGUCGUGGAAUGGCAGCGGCCCUAAAGAAAAAUCACUCACGCAGAAGAUUGGCCGCCCUCACAUUCCUGUCCAACAUCUCUCUCGACGGCAGUCACCGGGACACCAGGUUCGCCGUCCUGUCACGCAGCGGGCCGGUUCACGCGCGCAGGCACAGCGAUGGCCAGUCGUCGUCGUCGGAGCAGCAUCAUCAGCAGCAGCAGCAGCAGGCGGUGCUGGAGGCCGUGUGCCGGAGCGCCGACUUCGAGGCCUCCGUGGAGCUGGAUCCGCCCGUAGACGUCUGCCCCCAGGUGCCGGAGACGUCGCACGACUUGCCGCAGAGUGAGACGACGAUUGAGCAGAACAACUCGCCGCAGCCGGCGCAGAAGAGCGCAACCGAUCACAACUCCUUCAGUUCCGAUUCGGACGGACUGCUCACCCCCGCCAAGGCAGCGGUUACCAUGUUCUUGGAGCAGGAGAGAAGUCACUUGCAGUUUUCUUGCGGCAUGCACAGUUCGUUCAGAGAACGAACGGGGACUACCGGAAGCGAAUAUUCUUUACCAGAGAGACGUGUGGGCUCUCUACAAUAUAAGAAGCGCAUAAGUCAUCAAACAUCUACGCUUUCGGAAGAUAUUAAGCAUCAAUACAAUAGUAGCAACGAAAGCAUUGGCUCCAUACACUCGAAAGCACAAUCGUUAAAACCAAAGACAAAGGCAGUGAACAGUGUGCAAACUGUUUCUACAAAUAGUAGCAUAAUACCGGAGAUUACGAAGGAAUUGCGUUUGAUGCAACGACCUGUGAACGGCUGUAAAUUUGGGGAUGAUAGAAUGGUUUUGGUAUCGAACCAACAUGUGCCAUUUGUAAUAUUUUCUGCUAUUCCAUACAAUAAAGGACAACGUUCCAGUUGGUCAGAAUUACGUAAAGAUACAUGUCGAAGGAAAAAUGUGUCAUCUCAAAGACCAUUAUCAGCAAUUAAUGACAGUAUUGAUCCAUUUAGGUUGCUGGGAAUAGAGCAUGCUAAGGAUGGCCAAGAAAUAUCUUACGGGCAACUACUUGUACCAUCUCGGCAAUUCCUAAAGGAUAAAAAAUUGAAUCUAAUUGAGAACGAACCUAUGGAACUUACGCAUUUUAUACCUAAUAAACAUCAUGUGGUACAAAGGACAAAAACAAUUACUUGGAAUGUGGAUCACAAAAAAUGGUGUCUUUCCUAUGAUACAGCUACAAAUCGUGCUCAUUAUAUAACUUCCGAGUCUCCACCAUUGUCUUUUAGUGGCGAUUCCAAAGUCUAUGAAUGGGAUGAACAAUCUGCCCAAUAUAAUCCAAACUUAUUGGAUGAUCCAGAACUUAUUGCUGGAAAACAUAGAACGUUACUAACCUUUACAUCAUAUAUGGCAUCUGUUAUUGAUUAUGUAAGACCUUCCGAUUUGAAGAAAGAAUUAAAUGAUAAAUUUAAAGUGAAAUUUCCACAUAUUCAACUCACUCUCAGUAAGCUUCGCAGCUUAAAACGAGAAAUGAGAAAAAUAGCUAAAUUAGAAUAUGGUAUUGAUUUACUCACUGUUGCAAUGGCCUACGUAUAUUUUGAGAAACUUAUUCUUCGAAAUAUCGUGACGAAGCAGACACGGAAGUUAUGUGCUGGUGCUUGCUUACUUCUCGCAGCAAAAUUCAACGACGUGAAAGGCGAUAUUCUUAAAUCCCUCAUCGAGAGAAUUGAGGGUGUAUUCCGAUUAAAUCGCAAGGACUUAAUUACGUCUGAGUUUGCCGUGUUGGUAGCUUUAGAAUUUGGUUUGCAUUUGCCAACAUGGGAAAUAUUUCCUCAUUAUCAGCGAUUGAUUUAUGAAUCUUGACAUCCUUUCGUAUCAUUCUUUUCACGCAAUUUCAAAACUUCCUUAUGAGAAAAUCUCGGAGCGGUAAAGCAUAUCUGUAAUAAAUAAUCAUAAUGUCUGAAAGCUGUAUAAAUAAUC